AUGGCAUCUUAUCGACCUCUACUCCUGCUGCUCACAGCAACCAACGUUUUGUCUGCGCUCGCGCACUCUGUUGCUGCUGCAAAUUUGCCACCCUCAGAUUCGAGCCCUAGCCUUCGCCACCAAACGAACGCUAUGUGCUUAAAGUUUGCGAGUAUUUGCGAUUUUGUCGCCCAAAAUUGCAACACGCAAGUAAAGGCUCGACCUUGGCUGGCGACAUUGCCAAUCGCGGAUGAUUCAUCCAAGUGCGCCGAGAGCUUCAGCCUAUUCCAUCAGCACAACAAAACUCUAGUGAUUUGCAUGCGUGAAUUCCCACCAGAAUCUAAGGAAAUGACUCAGGCGUUGGUAUUUCUGAAGUUCUACUCGGCCUGGCAGCAGCAAAACACUUGCAAGUUGUUUCAUGCUACAGAGGCACGAGCAGCUGCAGAGUGCUCAUUUAACGCUCUCCGCCCGUGGACACAAACGACUUUGUCUAUGUAUUGCCACGAUGUCUUCACAAUGUAUAAGAACUCAAGACACAAACUCGACGUACUUUGCGAGCGGACCUCUAAUUCCGACACAUUUUGGGAAGGAUACGUCGAUUUUAUCGGCUCUAAAACGUGUAAACACUACUACGACAUUAUACGAGAAGCGAGAGAGCAAGGAUGUGGAAACACCAACAUGGCACUGCAUGGGACCAGAUGUCAACAGAUGUUUGAGUGGUACUCAAAUCACAAGGACGUAGUAGAGACAGACUGCUUUGAAGUAAGAGCCAGCAAACCAUUUUAUCAUGGAUUUUACUUGUGGAAGAAGCAGCAGCAUUGA
Molecule: messenger RNA, 801 nt
Organism: Plasmopara halstedii
Lineage: Eukaryota; Oomycota; Peronosporomycetes; Peronosporales; Peronosporaceae
Product: RxLR-like protein
Exons: 1
Coding region: 1-801 (266 amino acids)
Source: RefSeq, a predicted model, not a curated record